Messenger RNA from Fragaria vesca subsp. vesca, 447 nucleotides. Its product is annotated as egg cell-secreted protein 1.1-like. The record is from RefSeq and is a predicted model, not a curated record. Gene Ontology annotation, biological process: double fertilization forming a zygote and endosperm. The transcript has a single exon. Lineage: Eukaryota; Viridiplantae; Streptophyta; Magnoliopsida; Rosales; Rosaceae. The coding region runs from base 1 to 447 and encodes 148 amino acids.
AUGGCUUCCACUUCUAAGCUUUUCCUUCUCACGGCUCUGCUUGUUCUGACCAUGCCAUUCAUGGUCAGUAGUACUUCUCGACCUUUGAAUUACCCAACGAGGAGCAAAUCAAACCUUGCAGCCAGAUUGAAAUUGGAUGAAGAAUCAUCAACCUGCUGGGAGUCUUUAUUUCAGUUCCAGGCAUGCAGUAAAGAGGUUGUGUUGUUCUUCCUCAAUGGUGAGACUAGCUUAGGAGAAGGCUGCUGCAAAGCCCUUAGCACCAUUGAGCACCUGUGUUGGCCAGCCUUGCUCGGCUCUCUAGGGCUUACCACGGAAGAGACUGAUAUAUUAAAGGGUUACUGCGACGAAGCCGAUCAAAUCCAAUCACCUCCGACAUCGCCUUCACCACCAUCUGUUCAUCAGCCUACCGGAAAACUUGUUCCGGGUCUGGACAAGUUUAUUCCGUGA